Molecule: messenger RNA, 665 nt
Organism: Ilex paraguariensis (yerba mate)
Lineage: Eukaryota; Viridiplantae; Streptophyta; Magnoliopsida; Aquifoliales; Aquifoliaceae
Source: the annotation of a GenBank genome assembly
GAAAAGUAUUAAAUGAUCCACGGAUCUUGACUGAUGUUGGUGAUGUUCCUGUUCAAGAGAUACGAGAUUGUAGUGUAGAUGAUGACAAAUUGAUGAGUAUAAUAAGUCAGUCAGUCAAGCUUGUUAUGGAAGAAAGUCUCCCAUGGGGUUAUUGGAAUUCUUUGCUCUAUCCCAUUGUAGAGGUUGAGCUGACUGAGCCACUGCGCCCUUUAGUUUUAGGGGGUGACCACUCAAUAUCAUUUCCUGUUGUGCGAGCUGUGUCUGAGAAGCUUGGAGGACCUGUUGAUAUCCUUCACCUUGAUGCUCAUCCUGAUAUAUAUAAUGAAUUUGAAGGAAACAAGUACUCACACGCAUCUUCUUUCGCCCGAAUUAUGGAGGGUGGUUAUGCCCGACGACUUUUGCAGAAACUUGGUGAAGGUGCGAAAGGCGUGUAUAUUUCAAUCGAUGUGGACUGUCUUGAUCCUGCAUUUGCUCCCGGGGUAUCUCAUAUUGAGCCAGGUGGUCUGUCUUUCCGUGACGUUCUCAACAUCCUUCACAACCUUCAAGCUGAUGUUGUUGCUGCAGAUGUGGUUGAGUUCAACCCACAACGUGAUACUGUCGAUGGAAUGACUGCAAUGGUUGCUGCUAAGCUGGUCAGAGAACUGGCUGCAAAGAUUUCCAAGUGA